AUGGGAAGUGCUUCGGCCAACGUCCGUGAGAUCUGCCGCGCACAGCGUGCCGACGGCCCUGCAGCCGUGCUCGCCAUCGGCACGGCCAACCCGGCCAACUGCGUGCUCCAGGACGAGUUCCCGGACUUCUACUUCCGCGCCACCAAGAGCGACCACCUCACUGGCCUCAAGGAAAAGUUCAAGAGAGUUUGCCAGAAGCUGGGCGUGCAGAAGCGCUACCUGCACCACACCGAGGAGCUGCUGAGCGCGCACCCGGAGUUCCUCGACGACUCCUCGCCGUCCCUCGACGCGCGGCUGGACAUCGCCUGCAGGAAGGCCAUCGCCGAGUGGGGCCGCCCGGCCGCCGACAUCACGCACCUCGUCGUCACCACCAACUCCGGCGCGCACAUCCCGGGCGUCGACUUCCGGCUGGUCCCGCUGCUGGGCCUCCGCCCGACCGUGCGCCGCACCAUGCUCUACCUCAACGGCUGCUUCGCGGGCGCCGCCGCGCUGCGCCUCGCCAGGGACCUGGCCGAGAACAACCGCGGCGCGCGCGUGCUCGUCGUCUGCGCCGAGGUCACCGUCCUGCUCUUCAACGGGCCCGAGGAGGGGUGCUUCCAGACGCUCGUCAACCAGGGCCUGUUCGGCGACGGCAAGGGGGCCGUCAUCGUCGGCGCCGACCCAGUGGCGGUCCCGGCACCGGCCGAGCGCCCGCUGUUCGAGAUCGUGUCCGCCGCGCAGCGGCGCAGGCCAUCAUACCGGAGUCCGAGGGCGUCAUCACCAUGCACCUCACCAGGGGCGGAUACGGCGGCAACAUCUCCACUAGGCAGUGACCAGGUCGACGCCGUGCUCAAGCUCAAGCCUGAGAAGCUGGCGGCGAGCAGACGUGUCCUGAGCGAGUACGGGAACAUGUUCGGCGUCACGGUGAUCUUCGUGCUCGACGAGCUGCGCCGCCGGAUGGAGAAUGGAGAAGAGGAGGGGACGCCAGAGUGGGGGGUCAUGGUGGCGUUUGGACCCGGGCUCACCGUUGAGACUAUGGUGCUCCACCGAUCAGGCACCCCAGCCGAGAAGAAGCUGGCUGAGGCAUGA
Miscanthus lutarioriparius is the source of this 1068-nucleotide messenger RNA. Lineage: Eukaryota; Viridiplantae; Streptophyta; Magnoliopsida; Poales; Poaceae. The record is from the annotation of a GenBank genome assembly.